AUGGAGGAUAGUAGAGGCACGAAUGAUGACGAAUCGGCACAACAAGAACAACUAAAAACUAUGAUUUUGGAAGAGGUUGGAAAGGAAAUCCAGGCAAAUAUUCCUCGGUUAGCCCAAGAAGUGGAGAGUCAUGUGUUGGAAGUGGUGGAAACGAUGAUGGCGAGUAAGAUGGACGAGUUAAAAGGGAUGAUUGGUGAAAUACAAGGAAAGAAGGGGACUCGCAAAUGCACAUACAAGGAAUUUAUGGCGUGUAAUCCUUUACCCUAUAAAGGAGAGAUUGAUCCUAUUGCAUGUCAAAGAUGGAUCGCAAGCACGGAGGCGGUGUUCGUGAGGAGCCACUGUGAAAAAGAAGAUCAAGUAAUGUUUGCCACUGGCUUGUUACAACUACAAGCUAAAGAUUGGUGGGAUGCUUUUUGUAAAGAAAUUGGUGAAGAAAAAAUUCAAGCCUUGACAUGGCAAGAGUUCAAAGAACCUUUCGUAAAGUAUCACUGCCCGCAAUCUGCCAUCGAUAGGAUCCAAGAAGAUUUCUUGCGUCUUCGUCAAAAAGACGAAACAAUUGAUGAAAUCACCAACUCAUUUCUCGACAAGCUGAAAUUUUGUCAAGAGAUAGCAGGAACGGAAAGAAUGAAGAUAAUUCGCUAUCAUAGCAUGCUAAAAGCUGAGUAUAGGGAGUUUAUAACUCCCUCUAAAUGUGAAACCUUGAACGAGCUCAUUAAUUGGGUCCGAGAUAGGGAGAUCGAACUAAGAAGGCAAGCAGAAAGAGGCGAGAAGAGAGCAUCUGAGAAUGUUCCCAACUCAAGCCCGUCAAAGAAACAGAAAUUUCAAGAUCAUGGCAAGAAGGAUAAGGCGAAAGGUUCCAAGCUUCAACAGAAAACUGAUAAGGAAGUAAGAAAGGAGGAAGUCCCAAGAGCUAAGGGGAGAAUGUUUCAGAUUUCGACUAAAGAAGCAAAGGACCACCCGAAUGUUGUGUCAGUUUGUAGAAAUCGUGAAAUCAUCGUUGAAGAUGAGAAGUUUGCCAUUGAUCUUAUUCCCAUGGUAUUGGGAGAAUUCAAGGUUGUAGUUGGCAUGGAUUGGCUAGCCAAACAUUAUGCUGAAAUUCAAUGCGAGAAAAAGGUGAUUCAUGUAUUAACACCGGGAGGAAAACGAGUGAGUAUACAAGGGGAAAGGAAUGUUAAUUCGAAACUUUAUUCUAUAGUCCAAGCAUUCAAGUAUGUACGAAAUGGAAGCAAGGCAUUUCUAACUUACGUGAUAGAUACUAACCAGGAUACCCCUAGGAUAGAAGAGGUUGAAGUUGUGAACGAAUUUCUUGAUGUAUUUCCGGAAGAUUUGCCAGGGCUUCCACCAGAACGUGAGGUGGAUUUUAAGAUUGAAUUGUAUCCCGAUGCCAAACCCGUAGCCAAAGCUCCUUAUAGGUUGGCCCCAACUGAAAUGCGGGAGUUAAUGGUUCAGAUACAAGAGUUACACGACAAGGAAUUUAUACGCCCGAGCGUAUCGCCUUUAAGGGUACGGGAUGAGGAUGUGGUGAAGACGACAUUCAGAACACGAUACGGACAUUACGAGUUCUUAGUAAUGUCCUUUGGGUUCACGAACGCGCCCGCCACGUUCAUGGAUCUUAUGAAUCGAGUUUGUCGGGCCAUGUUAGACAAAUUCGUUAAAGUUUUUAGUGAUGAUAUCUUGGUUUAUUCCCGAAGUAAAGCCGAACAUGCGUACCAUUUGCGUGAAAUUCUUAAAGUGCUCCGCAAGGAGAAAUUCUACGCGAAAUUCUCUAAGUGUGCUUUUUGGCUUAGAGAAGUACAAUUUCUCGGUCAUGUGAUUAAUGCGGAUGGUAUCCUAGUAGAUCCGUCAAAAAUGGAAGCUGUUAUGAAGUGGGUACCUCCGAAGAACCCAAGCGAAGUGAGAAGCUUUUUGGGUUUAGCAGGCUAUUAUAGGAGGUUUAUUCAAGACUUUUCUAAAUUGGCCCUGCCGUUGACCAAGUUAACAAAGAAGAAUGAGAAGUUUACAUGGGGUACAGAUCAAGAGAAAGCAUUUCAAACUCUGAAGAGAAACUGUCAAGCUCCCGGUAUUAACCCUACCUGA
Helianthus annuus (common sunflower) is the source of this 2076-nucleotide messenger RNA. RefSeq lists its product as uncharacterized. The transcript has 4 exons. Bases 1 to 2076 code for a protein of 691 amino acids. NCBI's taxonomy places the organism in Eukaryota, Viridiplantae, Streptophyta, Magnoliopsida, Asterales, Asteraceae. The record is from RefSeq and is a predicted model, not a curated record.